Molecule: messenger RNA, 1905 nt
Organism: Electrophorus electricus (electric eel)
Lineage: Eukaryota; Metazoa; Chordata; Actinopteri; Gymnotiformes; Gymnotidae
Gene: hnrnpaba
Product: heterogeneous nuclear ribonucleoprotein A/Ba
Biological process (GO): regulation of gene expression
Cellular component (GO): nucleoplasm; chromatin
Molecular function (GO): RNA binding
Source: RefSeq, a predicted model, not a curated record
CCAGUAAUAUAAAACCAUCCACAGGUCGGCGCAAUAAGGAAGACUCCAUACUGGGGAACUCAAUUAACAGACGGACUUUUCAGGAGACAUUACGCUUUUAAGGUAAUCGCCCCAAGUCAACUGCCAUGUCCGACGCCGAGCAGCAGUUUAUGGAGACAUCGGAAAACGGCCACGAAGGCGACGAGGACUUCAAUGGAGCCGAGACCUACGAGGAGAACGACGAGGCGCAGGCCGAGGAGGAGGCAGAAGCCGGCGACGACAAAGCGGCCGAAGAUGAGGACAGCGCUCAAAAUGGAGCUUCCGAAGGCUUGCAGAUAGAAGCAAGCAAAGGCGAAGAAGACGCCGGGAAAAUGUUUGUUGGGGGACUUAGCUGGGAUACUAGUAAAAAGGAUCUCAAAGAUUACUUCUCUAAAUUUGGUGAGGUGACGGACUGCACCAUUAAAAUGGACCCAAACACUGGAAGAUCAAGAGGAUUUGGGUUCAUUCUGUUUAAAGAUGCAGCAAGUGUAGAAAAAGUACUUGCACAAAAGGAGCACAGGCUUGAUGGACGUCAGAUUGACCCAAAGAAGGCUAUGGCAAUGAAGAAGGAGCCAGUCAAGAAAAUAUUUGUUGGUGGUCUGAACCCAGAAACAACAGAAGAAAAGAUCCGGGAGUACUUUGGUGCCUUUGGAGAGAUUGAGACUAUUGAGCUUCCAAUGGAUCCGAAGACCAAUAAAAGGAGAGGGUUUGUCUUCAUCACAUUUAAAGAAGAGGAACCAGUCAAAAAAGUCCUUGAGAAGAAAUACCACAAUGUCAGUGGAACCAAAGACUCAAAUGGAAAAGAAGGACUUUGUGAGAUCAAGAUUGCCCAACCUAAGGAGGUGUACCAGCAGCAGCAGUAUGGAGGUCGCUAUGGUGGCAGAAGCAGGGGCCGUGGCGGCCAGGGUCAUAACUGGAACCAAGGCAAUAACUACUGGAAUCAGGGCUAUGGAAACCAAGGCUAUGGCUACGGUGGGCAGCAGGGCUAUGGUGGAUAUGGUGGCUAUGGAAACUACGACUAUUCAGCAGGCUAUUAUGGCUAUGGCAGCAGCUAUGACUACACAGACCAGGGCAACACAAGCUAUGGGAAAACUCCAAGACGCGGUGGUCACCAGAGUAGCUACAAACCAUACUGACCAAGUGUAGUGCAGGUUGUAAGACUGCUGACCAGGAACCAGUGAACUGGUCCCGGUGAACAUGGCGGUUCAGUCUUUUACUUUUGGAUCUUGGCAGAAUCUGGAGUUCUGCUCCAUUUUGUACAGACAACAAAUAAGGAACUGGGGGAAGCAAACAUCACUUCACUUUUUAUUUUAUACUUUUUUUUUUUCUCCAUUUUUACAUUUCCAGAGAUGGAAGUGUUAUUUUUUUACUGUACUUUUUGGUACCUUUUGAAAUCUAAUGUAUUGUAUGGUUGUAUUUUACAUCUUGGCUGUAUUUCCCACACCUAGCCUUGGAGCUGUCAAGAAACUUUUUUUUCUUUUCUUUUCUUUUCUUUUUUUAAAAAAAAAACAACAUUUUUUUAUGUGUUUCUGUACCUGGUUACUUUCCUCAUGUGCUCUGUGUUGCAAAGAUGCAUGGCUCAAAAUCUGGGGUGAACUGAAAAGGGAUAGACGAAGAUUAUAAGAUGCUUGUCCUGUUUAAUCUACAGGCCACAAGCUGUUUAGGUGACCAUUUCUUGUCUCUUUCUUGUGUCCUUAUGUUUUGCUUUUAAAGAGAGAUCCCUUCCUGCCUUGUUAGUUAAUUUAAAAAGUGGCUUUAAUAGUGCUAAAAUUAUACCUCAAAGCAUACACCUGUAACUGUAAGAGGACUCUUCCUCACUCACUGGAGUCUCAUAUCUCCAGUGUCUUGGAUAAAUUUGGUGGAAAUAAACUUGGUUUUUAAGAUGUC